CUCCAUCCCACCUUUAAUGCAGAUGCCUCACGGGCGCCGUCCACUGUACACAUCAUGCCGAGAGCCAAGAACGGACCAAGCCAUCCAGGCUAACGAUCUGAUAACAUUUGAGUGGCCAUGGAUUCACUCCCGUUUGGAGCUGGGUCAGAAUGGGUGGGCCGUCGUCGUACCGAAGACGGCAGCACCUUCUCCAGCCAGGCCAGCUUAGCCAAUCUCAUCCAUCUCCAGGAGCCCACUUCAUCGUCCCCAGACAUGCACAAUAUCGAUAUGAGAUAGAGGCAUCGCGGAAUCGACCUUCUAGUGUUUCUCUGCGUGUUUGACAGUUAAGCCCACAUCGCGCUCAUGCAAAUCGUGCCACACAAGACCAAAAAAAGCCCCAACCCUGUCUCAAAAUGGGAUCAGUAGGCGUUGAUGAGCAAGGCCUCACACAGGCCGAUGCUCACCCCUUCAAGCACUACUCGAUUGAAGGCCUUUUCUCACCAAGCGAGACCUGCCUUCCCACAGCUUUAAGAGCCGAUAUCCUGCUCACAUCAUGGCUAAUUGUGCUUAUGCGGACGAAAGAGGAACGCCAGGCCUCCUUUGAAUGGGCUUACGAUGGCUGGGACGACGAUGCCGUACACCAGAGGACGGCUAGAUGUCUAUCGACUGAUGAGGUGUUACCUGGGCUGGACCUGGACAGCUCCUUGGCAGACGCCAUCCAGAGAACGUCUCGCAGCCAUGCCUCGGGCGUGAAAGAUCUAUGCACAGAAACAUCGUGCCCCAACCAUCUUCUCCUGAGUACCGGAUCUCUAUCCACCACGUCAAAUGACGAGCAAGAUGAGGGCGCAAUCCAUCUCGAGGUGCGGCUUGACGAUGGACGACUCGCAAUCCGGCCCGCAUGGUAUAGCGAGAAGGUCCUGCCGUACACUUUGGCGCUGCAUAUGGAUAUUCUAGUCGAUAUCGUCGAAAUGUGCCUGUCAAAUCCUGGCGCAUCUAUCCAGAGCUGCAUGACACCAACCAAGCACGAUCUGGACUCGAUUUGGAGGUGGUGUCACAACCUUCCUGCAACCCAUGAUUUUUGCAUGCAGGAAAUGGUCGCGGAGCAGGCAAAACGACAUGCAGACAAAGUGGCAAUCGACGCUUGGGAUGGAGCUUUAACGUAUGGUCAAAUCGAGCAGUAUUCCACAUAUCUGGCGGGCCUGCUCCGAGACUCAGGAGUCGAAACACACGAUUUCGUCCCUCUGUGCUUCGAGAAGUCCAGGUGGACAAUCGUGGCCGUUUUGGCAGUUAUGAAAGCCGGUGCGACCAUCGCAAUGAUGGACCCAUCACUCCCGCUUGGGCGGCUGCAGAACAUGGCAGUCCAAGUAGGCGCGAAGAUAAUGGUCUCUUCACGCCUGCAGCACGACCUAGGCACCAACAUCCUACCAGAAGGACCCCGAUUCGUCGUGGAAGAGGAGGCCUUCGCGACCCUAACAGACUCCUCGGAACUCCCCACCCUCCCAGCUGUGCCGCCAACCGCCCUGAUGUACAUCAUCUUCACCUCCGGCAGCACAGGCACGCCCAAAGGCGUCAAGAUCUCCCACAGGACCUACACGAGCAGCGCGAUCCCCCGCGCGGCCGCGGUCGGGUAUUCAGAGGAAUCGCGCGUGCUGGACUUUGCCUCAUAUGCCUUCGACGUCAGCAUCGACAGCAUGCUGCUGACUCUCGGCAACGGUGGCACGCUGUGCAUUCCUUCGGACGAGGACCGGCUCAACGAUAUCAACGGCGUUAUGCGGCAGAUGCGCAUCAACUAUGCGGGCAUCACGCCGUCCGUCGCUCGGAUCCUGGAGCCGGAUGUUAUUGCGUCGCUGACUGCCUUGGGGCUGGGCGGCGAGGCGUCCGCGCCGAGGGAUGUCAACAUGUGGGGGAGGGAGACGAGGAUCGUUAUCGGGUAUGGUCCCUGCGAAUGUACCAUUGGUUGUACGGUCAACAGCAGCGCGGCCACCGGGAGGGAUUACAUCUCUAUCGGCCCUGGCAACGGUGCGUCGAUCUGGAUUGUUGAUCCCAAUGACCACGACGUCCUUGUACCAGUUGGUGCUGUCGGGGAGCUUCUUGUCGAGGGCCCGAUCGUGGGACAGGGCUACCUCAAUGACGACGAGAAAACCACGGCGGCCUUCAUCCACGACCCACCAUGGCUGCUUGCCGGCCACAAGAGCUAUCAUGGUCGCCGGGGCCGUCUUUACAAGACCGGUGACCUGGGCAUGUACGACCCGGAUGGGUCCGGAGAGAUUGUCUUUGCCGGACGCAAAGAUACCCAGGUUAAGCUUCGCGGCCAGCGAGUUGAACUUGGCGAGAUCGAGAGCCAGCUCAAGGCCAGCCUGCCUUCAGAUGCCAAUGUGAUCGCCGAGGUUAUUGUCCCUCAGGCAUCUGGAGGUCAGCCUACUUUGGUGGCAUUCGUCUCGCAAUUGACCAAGGUCAAUGGAGUUGAAGAAUUGGAGGCUGCUCAGCUCUCUGCAGAUCUCACGCAAGCGUUGUCCGGUAUCAACACCAUCUUGGCGAAGGUACUGCCGCGAUACAUGGUGCCAAACGCCUACAUCCCUGUCAGCUACAUCCCGACCUUGAUCUCGGGCAAAAUAGAUCGCAAGAGACUCAGACAAUUCGGUGCAACGGUCGAUUUGCAGAAACUAGACCAAGGCCCCGCAGCGAAGACUACCCGGGAAUCCAGAGAUCUGGACGACAUCGAGCAGUGUUUACGCCACGCCUGGAGCCUGGUACUGAAGGUUGCGGAAGACUCGAUCCACCCACAGGACAAUUUCUUUUCACUCGGCGGUGAGUCCCUGGCCGCUAUGAAGCUAGUAUCCGUGUGCAGAGAGCGGGGUCUCGAUCUGUCCGUGACCAGCACCUUCUCUCAUCCCACACUUGAGGAAAUGGCGGAGACCGUCCGCAUCUACGACGUGGACGUCCAGACGGAGACACCACCGUUCUCACUCAUCUCCCAGUCCCUCGAAAGUGCAUGCGUGGAGGCAGCACAGGCAUGUGGAACAGAUCCAGAAGCCGUUGAGGAUAUCUACCCUUGCACACCCACCCAGGAGUCGCUGAUCACCUUCUCUCUGAAGUCGACGGAGCCGUACGUGGCUCAGAGAAUCGCGUGUAUUCCAUCAAACCUGAGCCUCGAUGCAUUCAAACAGGCCUGGGAGUCGGUCUUCGCCGCAAACCCCAUUCUGCGGACCCGCGUGGCACAGCUACAGGAUCCAGGGCUUCAACAGGUUGUGCUGAAGCAGGCAAUCGACUGGAGGCACUCCACCAGUCUACCCCAGUACUUGGAAGCUGACCGCAAUGAGAGGAUGGACCUCGGCCAGAGCUUGGCUCGGUACGGCAUUGUCGAGGACGAGAGCGACGGCAAUCGGUACAUGGUCUGGACCGUCCACCACGUACAAUACGACGGCUGGUCAGAACCAUUAAUCCUCGAUAUGGUCUCACGGGCCCUGGAGAACAGCAGCAUCGUUACCCAGCCCAAGGCGCUGAUGAAAGACUUCGUCAAGUGGGUACAUGAUACCGACCAGAACGCUAUGCAAGACUUCUGGCGGAACGAGCUUGAAGGCGCCAUCGGGCCCCAGUUCCCAGCCACGCCGUCGAGAGACUAUCUCCCAACCCCCAACGGCACAGCCGAGCGUCUGAUCUGCCUCGACAAGACCGACGGCCUCCCCUUCACAAUCGCAACCCUAAUCCGCGGCGCCUGGGCCCUCGUGGCCUCGCAGUACACAGGCAGCGACGACGUCGUCUUCGGCGAGACCCUCACAGGCCGAGACAUUUCCCUCCGCGGCGUUGAGGACGUCCUGGGGCCCAUGAACGCCACGGUCCCUGUACGCGUACGUAUCGACAGGGCUGCCUCGGCAAAGUCCUACUUGGCCGCCGUGCAGCAAGCCAUGUCAUCACGCACCCCCUAUCAGCAUAUGGGCAUGCAGUACAUCCGGCGGGUGAGCCGCGACGCGCAGCACGCGUGCGAGGCGCCAACGGGCAUCGUCGUGCAGCCCGAGCCGGAGCUGGUCGGCGGCGCGCUGGGCUUUGGGCUUGGGGAUCCCGUGCGGGAGGCGCUGCACUUUAACCCCUACCCACUCAUGCUCGCCUUUGGGCUGCGGAAGGGCGGGUUCCGGGUUUGUGCCAGCUUUGACAAGAGCCUGGUUGAUGUUGCACAGAUGGAGAGGGUGCUUGCCCAGCUCGAGGCUGCGUGUCUGCGUCUGACGGAGGACCUUGACAGGAAGGUCGGCCAGGUCUCGUGUAUGCCUGAGGAAGAAUUGGACCAGAUAUGGCGGUGGAACCAGACUGCGCCGUUGGCCCCUGAGGAGGCGACGGGCAGAUUCCGUGCCAAUGGGGCCAUCAAGCCUGGGUCGCAGUACCCGCGAGUGGCAAACCCCUGGGUUUGCGACCCUCGCAACCCAUCUCAUCUCACACCCAUAGGCUGCCAAGGAGAGCUAUGGCUAGAAAGCGCCGUGCUCACGGAAGACGUUGUCGAGACUCCCGCUUGGCUAAUCGCCGGAAGCUCCGAAGUUGUCGGCCGUGCGGGCAAGGUUCAGCCCACCGGUGAUAUCGUCCAACUGCGACCUGACGGAAACUUACUCUUCGUCGGCAGGAGAGAUGAUGUUAUGCCACUGUCAGGACACGCAAUCAACGUGGCAGAUCUCGAGGCACACUGCGCCAGGCUCCUGCCGCAAUCAGCCCGUGCCGCCGCAGCGGUCUUCCAGCCAGUGGCGGAUGGCAAGAAGCAGGCACAGGACCAAGAAUUGGUCAUCCUCAUUGAGCAACAGCCUCAGGGGGAAAAGAGUGUUGAACUUAUGUUCAUGAGCCACGAUAUUAGCUGCGAUGAGGCUGAUCCUGACAGCUUCAGGGCAACCAUCUAUUCCGAAAUUCCCGUCAGCCUUGCCAUGGCACUCAAGAAGCUCGACAAAUUCAUCAGAGACGAUCUACCAUCCAGUCUGCAGCCCUCAGCCUAUGUGGUGGUGGACAAACUGCCCCUCGAGAACGGCCAUGUGGACCGUGCCAUGUUGAACACUUUCGCCUCAGGGAUCGCAUCACACGUCCUGGGUCAGCUUCGCGAUGGAUACAACAAGGUCUGGGAGACACUGGGACAGGCAAAUCUGUCAGCGUCCGAAGACAUUCUCCGAUCUGCAUGGGCAAAACUGUUGUGCAUGCGUCCAGAGCAGAUCGAUGUCGAUGACAACUUCUUCCGCCUCGGAGGCGAUUCGGUACUGGCCAUGAAGCUGGUGUCGGGCCUCCGCGCGCAGGGCCACGGCCUCUCCGUGGCUGAUGUCUUCCAGCACAUGCGCCUUGGUGAUGCUGCCAGGGUCCUGAAGGUCAAUUCAGCACCUGCCGGCAAGGCACUUCCAUACAAGCCCUUCUCCACUCUAGGUGUCCAGAAUGUGGACCAAUUUUUGGCCGAUGUUGUGCGCCCAAAGCUUGCUGUCCCGAGCUGGUCAAUCAAGGAUGCCGCACCGGUGACGGACUCGCAGGCCCUUGAUAUCAGAGGAACGGUCCAGGCACCGCGAACUUCUGUUCAGUAUACUAUGCUGCAUUUCGAGCAGGCAAUUGAUCAGUGGAGGCUUGCCGAUGCCUGCAAGGACCUGGUCAAGACCCAUGACAUCCUCCGAACCGUGUUUAUCGAGCACGAGUCGACCUAUUUCCAGAUCAUCCUAGAUGAGAUCAACAUCGCUCUGACAACGCAAAGCGCCGAUGAUGGCAUUGACGAAGCUGUCAAUAAGGUCUGUACAGAGGACAUUGAAACCGACUUCGCACUCGGAUCAUCGUUCUUCAAGCUCUUCCAUGUCGAGGGCAAUGAUGGAAACCACUGUCUUGUCAUCAGGCUAUCGCACGCCCUAUACGACGGAAUGUCUCUCCCCCGUCUGCUCGAGGACCUCGAGACACUGUACAGCAGCAGAAAGGUCGGCGACUUCGAGCCGUUCCCCUCCUACAUCGCACGAAGCUUUGAACAAAGCUUGCAAACAAAAGCACUCAGCUACUGGCGCGACCUUCUGCAAGACUCAUCACUCACCGUCCUGGAAGGUCAAACCACUGAGCCAGCGGACAGGGGUGUCUUCAAAGAAGACCUCGCCAUCGAGAACUUCCGGGUCCUGGCCGAGAUCACCACGGCCAACCUCCUCACGGCAGCGUGGGCCCUCCUUCUAGCCCGCCGCACAGGCACGUCAGAUGUGACCUUUGGCGGCGUGACAUCCGGCCGUGGCAUCGACAUGGCCGGCGUCGAGAACGUCGUGGGUCCCUGCUACCAGAUGACCCCCAUCCGGGUGCCCUUCGAGCCGACGUGGACGGCAGCCGACCUGCUGCGCUUCGUGCAGCGGCAGAGCGGCGAGUCCGCGGCGCACGACUUCGUGGGCUUCGCCAAGAUCUCCAGGGAGUGCACGAGAUGGUCAGGCGACGGGGCUACGCCGCAGUUGUUCUUUGACUCGAUCGUGCACCACCAGGACUGGGAUGAUGCGGACAGCAUGCCCUUCGCGGGCACGACUGCCAGGCUUGAGAUCUCGAACCCGCAUGGGGACGCGCCACGGCCCCUGAAGGCCGUGUCGUUCGUCAAGGAGGGCCACCUGCGGGUUGGUGUAGUCGGCAGCGAGAGGGAUGCGAAGCUUGUUGGGUCGCUGCUUGCUGAGCUUGUAGCCGCGGUGCAGGAGCUCGCGAGCCCUGGUGGUGGACAGAUUGUGCUUGGUGCUGAUGCGGUGUAGAUGCGAGUUACAGGGACCUUGGGAACCAGUGCGUGAGGCGCUCUGCGGAGCAUAGGAUCCCAUGGGAUGCCAAGGGCGUUUGGUCGGUGCUACCUUUCCUUUCCUGAAGGUCAAGACUCAUGUUAGUUAUCAUCUUCAAGUUUCUGUCAAAUGUGUCCCUCAGGCUUGGGUGAUCUUCGGAUCCCUACUAGUAGUUGCAUGGGGUCUUGGAUCUGCGUCAUUAGAUGAUAUCUUAUGUUGAGAGAAUAUGAUAAUUGGACACUGUGCUGUACCUAGGUAGCAUGCACUCCAGGACCCACUUGAAAGCGGUAACUUGGAAGUCAGCCUCCCGAUCGCUGCACCUCUUGCCUCGGAUUUCUUCUUCUACAAUUUAAGUCCACCAUUUCUCUCA
Molecule: messenger RNA, 7077 nt
Organism: Diaporthe batatas
Lineage: Eukaryota; Fungi; Ascomycota; Sordariomycetes; Diaporthales; Diaporthaceae
Exons: 2
Coding region: 393-6686 (2097 amino acids)
Biological process (GO): secondary metabolite biosynthetic process; amino acid activation for nonribosomal peptide biosynthetic process
Cellular component (GO): cytoplasm
Molecular function (GO): catalytic activity; phosphopantetheine binding
Source: RefSeq, a predicted model, not a curated record